CCACCCCACUCUGCCAUAAGUGAUAAGUGGCACGAGGAGCCUGUCUGCGGCGGCGGGCGGGAAACCCACUCACCAUCGCCGAACCUUCUCAGCACGAAGCUCACCGGGAAGCCGCCCAAAAUCCCCAGGAGCUCACGGCCAGCGCCUCUCCUCGGAGUACAAAUCCACCCGCCAAAUUCACUCCCCAACUCAAUCCAUGCAGCAGCAGCGCACCGGCGGUUUAGGGGGUCUUAUAAAUACGAAGCGCUCUCGCCGGUGUCAAACUCGGUCAUGGCGGCAGUCGGAGCGGCACCACUGCUCUACCAACAGCAGGCGCAGGCGGUGGGCGACGGCUGCUACUUCUCUUCCAUGUCCUCCCACUUCUCCCACGGGGGGAUCAGCUCCACCUCCUCCAGCCCGGCCUCCAGCUUCUCCGCCGCGCUCGGCGCCACCCCGCCCGCUGCACCGGCGAUCGCCGCCGACAUCACGGCGCAGUUUGACAUCUCCGAGUACCUCUUCGAGGAGGGCGCGUUCGCCGCGACGCUCCCGCCCGUCGUCUCCGUGCCGGCCGUUGGCGCGGCUGCUGCAAGUUCGGCGACCGCGGUGACUGCGAGGAGCGCCGAGUCGGCGGCGGCGGCAGAGCGGCCGCGGACGGAGCGCAUCGCGUUCCGGACGAGGACGGAGAUCGAGAUCCUCGACGACGGCUACAAGUGGCGCAAGUACGGCAAGAAGUCCGUCAAGAACAGCCCAAACCCAAGGAACUACUACCGGUGCUCCACGGAGGGGUGCAGCGUGAAGAAGCGGGUGGAGCGGGACCGGGACGACCCGGCGUACGUGGUGACCACGUACGAGGGCACGCACAGCCACGUCAGCCCCAGCACCGUCUACUACGCCAGCCAGGACGCCGCCUCCGGCCGCUUCUUCGUCGCCGGCACGCACCCGCCGCCAGGCUCACUCAACUGAGUAACCAAGCCACCAACGACGGAGCACGUCGAGAUCAGCACGGGGCUUCUAUCUUGGCCAAGCUAGCCAGCCAGGUGCAGGUGUAGCCACUAGACUAGUGUACCACUGGUGGAUCAUCAGGUUCAGUUUCUCGAGGCGUGGGGCUUUUUUUGGGAUCGAUCUGUCCAUAUAGCUCGACCUUUUCUUCUCCCCCCGUCUUGCAGUAGUGUUGUGUACAUCAGUGUGCAGUGUGGGCUCGAUCACGAGAGCUCUCCCGACGAAUGUAACACACACUCCACUACACUACUAGUGCUACCUACUCAACCGUGCAAUAAAUAUGUACAGAACCAUCCGCCUCGAAGAGAUCCAUCUCUGAAUCAAACGCCAUCACGGUUUGUA
Messenger RNA from Aegilops tauschii subsp. strangulata, 1320 nucleotides. RefSeq lists its product as uncharacterized. NCBI's taxonomy places the organism in Eukaryota, Viridiplantae, Streptophyta, Magnoliopsida, Poales, Poaceae. Gene Ontology annotation, molecular function: DNA-binding transcription factor activity; sequence-specific DNA binding. Gene Ontology annotation, biological process: regulation of DNA-templated transcription. The record is from RefSeq and is a predicted model, not a curated record.